This is a messenger RNA of Pyrgilauda ruficollis (rufous-necked snowfinch), 900 nucleotides long. RefSeq names its product RALY RNA binding protein like (gene RALYL). The coding region runs from base 63 to 812 and encodes 249 amino acids. The transcript is spliced from 9 exons. Gene Ontology annotation, cellular component: nucleus. The record is from RefSeq and is a predicted model, not a curated record. Gene Ontology annotation, molecular function: RNA binding. Lineage: Eukaryota; Metazoa; Chordata; Aves; Passeriformes; Passeridae.
AGCACGAUCUCUUUUGUCUGUGGUCAAGGCAAUUAUUUCUUAGAAAGUGGAAUAUCUUCAAAAUGACUAUGUACAAGAGCAAACGCAGAAACCAAAGAUAUAUCAACAUGGCAGGAGAACCAAAACCAUACAGACCAAAACCUGGCAACAAGCGGCCACUUUCAGCACUUUACAGACUUGAAUCAAAGGAGCCUUUUCUGUCCGUUGGUGGUUAUGUCUUUGAUUAUGAUUACUACAGAGAUGAUUUCUACAAUCGGUUGUUUGAUUACCAUGGCCGUGUCCCCCCACCGCCCCGUGCAGUGAUUCCACUCAAACGUCCCCGUGUGGCAGUGACAACAACUCGUAGAGGCAAAGGGGUUUUCUCCAUGAAGGGAGCAUCACGGUCCACUUCAAGUGGGACUUCUUCCUCAGGAUCCAAAUCACCCACCCGUCUUCCCCUGCCCCUUAUGUGGAGUGAUACUGUCCUUGGAAGCAUCACUGGAAGAGGAAGAGAAAGAUCAGUGAAAUCAGAUGAGUUGCAAACAAUCAAGAAAGAAUUAACUCAAAUCAAAACAAAAAUUGACUCCUUGCUAGGGAGACUGGAAAAGAUUGAAAAGCAGCAAAAAGCUGAAGCAGAAGCCCAAAAGAAACAAAUGGAAGAUAAUGCUGAUUUGAUUCAAGAGGAAUGCAUAUCAGAGAAUGCAGAUAACUCUACGGAAGAGCCAAUUGAAGGAGGGCCAGAUGCAGAUGGGGAUGGAGAAGAUAUGACUGAUGGGAUAGAGGAGGAUUUUGAUGAGGAUGGCAGCAAUGAGCUGUUUCUACAGAUCAAGUGAUGAAAUGUCAUGUGUGAACCCCCUGAAGGCUGAGAAGAGAAACUCUGACUUCCCCACAGAAAAUUGUGAACUGCAGUUUCUUACUGGC